UUUAUAAUUUAAUAUCACGCAAUUAAUUUAAUUUAAUAUUAAACAAUUGAUAAAAAAAUCAAUUAAAUUUGUGAUUUAAAUUGUUUACUGCUAGAAUAAAAAGUUAAAUGAAUUUUAGAUUUCAAUCGAAGAAACCGGUUGUUGCACAUCGAACAUCGAACUUUACGACAGUUGACUGUUGAUCACGGAACAUGGUUGAUCGUUACGCUAUAUCUUUUGUUUAACUAUAUUUAUUGACUGUGUUAUUUUGCUGCGUGUUUUUUUUUUUUUUAAUAUUUAAAUUGUGUAAAUCUUUUGCAUUAUAUCUGUUAACAAAAAUAUGUUUAUGAAUAUUUCGAGUCACGUAACCGCACUUUUUCAUUGUGAUUUUCGCGGUUGUGCUUGACAUCCUGCGUCAUUCUUUGCGUUUGAUUGUUUGAUCGAUAGCUUUGAAAUUUUAUUUUGGUUUUCGCUUGGCUCCAGUUUCCCAGAGCCAGAAUGCUAGAAACAGAGGAAAGAGGAUACUUUCAUUGGGCAGAUUGGCUGGUGUUCGCGUUGAUGCUCGCCGUAUCUGCUGCCGCAGGAUUAUGGCAUUACAAGGGAGCACAGAAGUCGAGCACGGAAGAUUAUCUCUUAGGAGGAAAGAGCAUGACCCUUUUACCCGUCUCCGCUUCUCUCGUUGCCAGUUUCAUAUCUGGUGUGACGAUUCUUGGAACACCUGCGGAGAUAUAUAAUUUUGGCACUCAAUACUGGAUCACUAUUAUUUCCAUAUUUUUUUCUGGUCUCGUCGUGGCUCUUAUUUACGCCCCAGUUUUCGUUGCAUUGGGAUUAAAUUCCGUUUACGAGUACUUGGAAAUAAGAUUCAAUCGCGGCGUAAGGAUUCUCAUAUCGUUGAUCUUUAUAAUUGACGUGGUCCUUUACCAAUCGAUCGUGGUCUACGUUCCAGCAUUAGCGCUAAAUCAAGUGAGCGGUAUCGAUGUACAUUUGAUCGGGAUCAUUGUAUGUCUCAUAUGCAUGUUCUACACUGUUUUGGGUGGUAUCAAAGCAGUAGUUUGGACAGACGCGCUUCAGGUUGGAAUCAUGGUCGCUGGUGUUCUCACUGUUAGUAUAUUGGGUACUUAUCAAAUUGGCGCUGCUGAGAUAUGGAAGAGAUCUUUGGAUGCCAAUAGAAUUGAAUUUUUGAAUUUUGAUCCAUCUCCUUAUACAAGACAUACAGUAUGGACCGUGUUAAUUGGUUCAUGGCUCUAUAGUACCGCUUAUAUAUCCGUGAAUCAAACUAUGGUUCAACGAUACAGAUCAUUGAAAGAUUUGAAAACGUCCAAACUAUCAUUAGCGAUAUUUACUAUCAGUAUUAUGUUGUUCAUAUCAUUAUGCUGUUGGUGUGGCCUAGUUCUUGUAGCCUGGUGGUCUCCACCUAAAUGCGAUCCUAGAGCUUCCGGUCUGAUUACUGCCGAUGACCAAUUAUUGCCCGCUUACGUAAUGGAAAUUGCAAAACAUUUACAUGGAGUGCCAGGUCUUUUUAUUGCUGCAAUUUUUGGAGCAGCUCUCAGUACUCUUUCUGUAGGUUUUAAUUCGACGUCAGUGGUUGUUUUAGAAGACUUCGUGAAAGGAUGCUUCGGUAUGAAACCAAGCGACCAAUGCUCCUUUAUUUUUGUAAAAUGUUUGGUUGUUUUGCUUGGUUGUAUAGCUAUAGGAUUGUUAUUUUUAGUAGAAAAAUUAGGAGGUGUUUUAGUUAUAACUGGAAGCUUAGCAGCAAUAGCUGCAGGCACUUCUUUUGGAGUGUUUACAUUAGGUAUGUUCUUUCCAUGGGUAAAUUCUAAGGGUGCAUUCAUGGGUGCUAUCGUAGGAUUCGUAAUCGCCGGCUGGGCGAGUUUAGGUGCAAAUUGGUCCAUCGGUGCCGGUCUCCUGGUUCCUAAAAAACUUCCGGUGCUCUUUUCUCAUUGCCAAGGCAAUAUUUCUGAAAGUUUCUUGAAGCAAUUUGAUCGUCCAAAUGAAGAUGAUGUAUUUCCUCUUUAUCGAUUGUCAUAUCAUUGGUUCACUGGUUUAGGCACAUUAAUUGUCAUCAUCGUAGGUAAUUUCAUUAGUUGGUGGACUGGUCCUACGGAUGUUUCUUCUAUCGAUAAAAAAUUGCUUUCACCAAUGAUUCAUUCAUGGCUUCCAAAACCUAAAAAUGAAUAUGUUACUAAUACUGAAAAUAAUAGCAGAAAUAAUGAAUUGGCAACAACAGCAAGUCUUUUAUUAUACGAUUUGAAAAAGAAAAGGAGAAAUCAACAUUUUCCUAAUAGCGUUAUAACAUAAUCCAUAAUUUAUUUAAUAUUUGCAAAGAAUGAAAUUAAAGUUUUGUUAUAUCUCUGCAAAUGUUAUUUUGAAUAGUUCAAAUUUUAUAUUGAAACUAAAAUUUUCAAAUAUUUGUGAAAUUUUACUUUUUCUUUGAUCAUGUUCCAGUACUUAAAUUUAAGAUAUUAUAGAUAAUAUUUCUUAUGGUAUCUACAUAAGUUGUAGAUCUGCUAAUUCAAGUAAA
Messenger RNA from Apis laboriosa (Himalayan honeybee), 2500 nucleotides. RefSeq names its product sodium-coupled monocarboxylate transporter 1-like. NCBI's taxonomy places the organism in Eukaryota, Metazoa, Arthropoda, Insecta, Hymenoptera, Apidae. Gene Ontology annotation, molecular function: symporter activity. The record is from RefSeq and is a predicted model, not a curated record. Bases 478 to 2277 code for a protein of 599 amino acids. Gene Ontology annotation, cellular component: membrane. Gene Ontology annotation, biological process: transmembrane transport; sodium ion transport. The transcript has 15 exons.